CUUUUUGAAAAAAAAAUCCAACCAACCAAACCAUACCAUUUUUCACGAUUAUUAUUAUUUUUUUUUUGUGUUUUUGCUUUGUGCUUUGCUCCAUAGGCCUUUGUCUCCUGACUUAACAGUGUCUCGAGCAUGCCUUCCUCGAGAGAAGCCCCUUGCCUCCCUCGCUUUCUUCCUCUAAGCUCUGAGAUUUUGGAUCCAAUCCAAUAUGGCAGAGCAGAAGAAACCUCAAGCUACUGGUGCUUGGCCCGCCAUUAGGCCCUUUGUCAACGGUGGCGCUUCUGGGAUGCUUGCCACCUGCGUUAUUCAGCCUAUCGAUAUGAUCAAGGUGAGAAUUCAAUUGGGUCAGGGAUCUGCAGCUACUGUGACUAAGAACAUGCUUAAAAAUGAGGGCGUAGCUGCCUUUUACAAGGGGCUCUCUGCUGGACUGCUGAGGCAAGCUACAUAUUCCACUGCCCGUCUUGGUUCAUUUAAGAUUUUGACCAACAAAGCAAUUGAAGCCAAUGAUGGGAAGCCUCUACCUUUGUAUCAGAAGGCCUUGUGUGGGCUAACUGCUGGUGCUAUUGGUGCAACUGUUGGUAGUCCUGCAGAUUUGGCACUGAUCCGUAUGCAGGCUGAUGCCACUCUGCCUGCUGCUCAACGCAGAAAUUAUGCCAAUGCUUUCCAUGCCCUCCAUCGUAUUACUGCAGAUGAGGGGGUUUUGGCACUCUGGAAAGGUGCAGGUCCAACUGUUGUGAGAGCAAUGGCAGCGAACAUGGGCAUGCUUGCCUCUUAUGAGCAGAGUUCUGAGUUUUUCAGGGAUUCUUGUGGCUUGGGUGAAGCAUCUACAGUUUUAGUGGCAAGUUCCAUAUCAGGUUUUUUUGCCUCAGCUUGCAGUUUGCCCUUUGAUUAUGUCAAAACCCAAAUCCAGAAAAUGCAACCUGAUGCUCAGGGAAAGUAUCCUUACACUGGCUCUUUGGACUGUACCAUGAAAACUCUGAAGGCCGGAGGACCAUUCAAGUUUUACACUGGUUUCCCUGUAUAUUGUGUUAGAAUUGCCCCACAUGUCAUGAUGACAUGGAUAUUCCUCAACCAAAUCCAAAAGCUUGAGAAGUCUGUUGGGUUAUAGUUUCGUGAUGCUGGCUGACAUUUUCAACCGAAGUUUCAAAUAAAAAGACAUUUUGUUUGUAACUUUGGCAGGUUUUGGCACUUUAACGUAGGGCUGGAUUCGAAUCGAGUCAGCUUAAGUUUGGUUCGGUCGAACCCGAAACGAGCCGGCCUUAGUUACUCGCUAGAUUUUCUAAUUAAAAUUUUUAAUGCAAAAUGACGUCGUUUUGAUCAACAUGUAUGAAAACAUCGUUUUGAUAACGAAAAAUGAGCCGAAUUCGAGUUUGGCUCGAUCGAGCCCGAAACAAGCCGGCCUUAGCCGAGCUCGAGCUCAAACUCCAGCCAACUCUAUGUAAACCGAGCCGAGUCCGAGUUCGGCUUGGGUCGAAUCCAGCCCUACUUGAACACCUGUAAGAACCAAAACAUUUGUUUCAAAAUUUUUACAGGACAAUUGAUGUAGGACUCCAAAAAGUUGUCAUUAUUUGGACCAGAAAUUUUGUGUUACAAAAAUAGAAUAUUUUACAACUAGAGAGAGUUACUCUUUGAUAUGGUGAGAGAAAAAUAAGAUUUGUACUCUAUAAACAGGUAUAUUUUUGCUGAGUUUUGCAAUCGGCACCAAUUGAUUUUCAGAUGAAAUUGUUCAA
This is a messenger RNA of Mangifera indica (mango), 1727 nucleotides long. Its product is annotated as mitochondrial dicarboxylate/tricarboxylate transporter DTC-like. Gene Ontology annotation, molecular function: oxoglutarate:malate antiporter activity. The record is from RefSeq and is a predicted model, not a curated record. The transcript has 6 exons. NCBI's taxonomy places the organism in Eukaryota, Viridiplantae, Streptophyta, Magnoliopsida, Sapindales, Anacardiaceae. The coding region runs from base 206 to 1105 and encodes 299 amino acids.